UCAGUUGCCUCAGUUUCUUGCAUUACACAGACGCGCGCACUCGUGUCGCACAAACCGAUAACACGAUCGCGAACCGCGACGAAAACCCCGGACUAAUUUUCCCGGAGUUUUACCCCAUCACUAACGCAGUUUUAAAUUUAGAAUAGUGUAUUUUGUGAAUUUAAUUUGCUAUUUAAUUUAAAAUUAAAUAAAAUUUUUAACAAUGAUUAAAUAAAUAUAGGUCGUAAGCACAUAUAACCAAGGUGGUGGGAUAUUUUGGUACCCGGGCGACAUGCCAAACAGUUUGAUUAUAAUUCUGUGACGAUCGCCAUGUGAUUAGUAAACAUUGAUAAAAAUACGUAAAAGUUUAAUAAAAAGUGCAAUUUGAAUUAAAUAAAUAAAAAACCUACAUAAGUAAACGAAACAAUAAAAAAAAUGGAUAAACUUAAUUCAACAUUUCAUUAAACAUUUAAAUGAAUUUAGAACAGUGAUUAAAAAAUAUGUGCUAGUGCAAAGGUAGAUAAAUAUUUUCUACAUAAAUAUUAAAUCGGCAAUGACAUUGCUAUGAAUGUGCCAACGAUUAAAACGGAUUCGGAGGUGGACCUUCAGACGCAGAGUACGUCUCGUCUCCAGCCGAGGAGAACCACUGGAACUCCUAAAAAGUCGGUCGCCUCAAAGCUAUGGGACUUACUGCAGCCCCUAGCGAGAUUAUGGGGCCUUAUAACUGCCGUUGUGAUGAGCGGGGCAGGCACAGAACUACUGGUCCUAGGGUACGACGUAGCACCGGGGCUACUCGUGGGCGCAGCUCUAGUCCUGAUCCUGGAGACGAUGUGGGUGGCAGCGUUGUUCGUGGACCUGCUGUGCAGACGAGGAGAGUACACCCUGUCUCUGCGGUGCUGGGACUUCACGCGGUGGUCCUGUGGCCGCGCCCGCGCCGCCAUGUACGCCUGUGGCGCCACCGCACUGCUCUUUGCUCAUCUCACGCUGUUCGCUACUAUUUCAGGCGGCAUGCUCCUAGUCCUAGCAGCGUUGAGGGCAGCGGUACCAUUCUCCCCGUACGCGACCCAUGGACCCCACUCCCCGAGGGCCGGCAGCUCACUGCUGAGCCAACAUGACUCGCCGCUACCUGACGUGUUCUACAACGCGGCACAUACUGAGGAAGACAGAUCAGAAGAGAUGACAGUUCUGGAUAUGAGGACCACGGACAGGUCGCGGUCAACGACCCCGAAGCCACCGCUACUGAACUUUGAUUCGUGAAAUAUGUUCAAUCGAGACUAGACUACAUUAGUUAAUAAAUAUCGCCUAUGGCAACACCGUUACGCUAUACUUAUGAACAACUUGACACUUUAAUAUUUAAAAAAAAGAACGCGUUCGAUUUGCAAAUGUAUUUUCUUUUCUAAUUUUAAAUUUUUUGGUGCGUUAGGGUUGGAUUUGUUGUGUGCUUGUUUGAACAAAAGACAAGAGAUUUUUUAAAAUAUUGUAUUAAAAAAACAUGUUAUCGGUAAAUUAGUUCCAAGUUGUUCUACAGUAGUCAAGUUUAAGUAGGUGUUUAAAGGUAAGCGUCCACAGGCCCGCAUCGUACACAUCGCACGCGUCGUACGCAUUUCGUAUGACGUCAUCAUUACGCAUCGCAUGUAGGUAUUGCUGAUUACAUCAUGCGUGGGAUACGCACGAUGUGGUCAUGUGUACGCUUACCUUUAAUUAGUACUACAACUAAUUAAUUUAUUACUUUUAUAAUUUUUAUACGUACGAAGAAACUGUGAUAGUUUAGAUUGUAGUUAUGUGCGACAAAGUUCAGAGUUAUAAGAUAUUCUAAUUAAAUUAUUUAAAAAAUAAACAA
Molecule: messenger RNA, 1819 nt
Organism: Spodoptera frugiperda (fall armyworm)
Lineage: Eukaryota; Metazoa; Arthropoda; Insecta; Lepidoptera; Noctuidae
Exons: 5
Coding region: 544-1236 (230 amino acids)
Source: RefSeq, a predicted model, not a curated record